Molecule: messenger RNA, 3505 nt
Organism: Perca fluviatilis (European perch)
Lineage: Eukaryota; Metazoa; Chordata; Actinopteri; Perciformes; Percidae
Gene: kif20a
Product: kinesin family member 20A
Exons: 18
Biological process (GO): microtubule-based movement
Cellular component (GO): nucleus; kinesin complex; microtubule
Molecular function (GO): ATP hydrolysis activity; microtubule binding; ATP binding
Source: RefSeq, a predicted model, not a curated record
GCAUUGUUCAAAAACCAAACGCAGUCGGGGAAAAUAACUCAGCUGAGCCUGCUUCGAAAUCGGAAUGAAGCAAUAGUUUCAGUUAACUUUGAUACAGAUUUAACUCAGUAUCUUCGUUUUUUUCAAUUACUUGAGUUUUGGCGAUCUACUCAGUGAGUUAAAUUUAGUUAACCAGGCGCUCAUCGCACUUUUGAGGUAAGCAUGGCGCUGUCUUUGUCCUCCCCGUCUGUAUGCCCCUAUGAUGAGGAUGAGGAAGUGGCUGUGUUUGAGUCUACGGCAGCAGAGCAUGGAGGCCUGUCCAGACCACGUCUGCCUGAGAUCUCUGUCAUUUCCCCCGGCCUGGACACCCGGCCAUCCAUUACAGAACCGAAACUAGCAGUGAAACCUGCAGCUGUGAGACAAGGUAGCCGUGAUGAAGGGAACACAGAGAGGGUGAAGGUUUUUCUGCGCAUCCGGCCACUUACUGAGAUGGAGAAUGUUAGGGGAGAAGAACAGGGUUGUGUGGCUGUCCAAAAUGAAGAGACUCUGCUGCUCAAAGCUCCAAAAGAAUCUCAGAACAUGAGGACCGCAGAGAGGGGCAUCACCCAGAGCAUGCACAAGUUCAGUUUCUCGAAGAUUUUGGGGCCAGAGACCACACAGCAACAGUUUUAUGAGUGCACGAUGAAAAAGAUGGUGAAAGACGUGCUUCAAGGAGAAAACCGUCUCCUCUACACUUACGGUGUCACCAAUUCUGGAAAGACUUACACUAUUCAGGGCACUGGUCGAGAGGCAGGCCUCAUUCCCCGGGCUUUAGCUUCUCUGUUCAGGAAACUGCAGGGCCGUCUCUAUAGUGCCAUGGACCUGAAGCCUAUGAUGUAUCAGGAUGUGAGACAGCUUGACUCCGGAGAGGUCAGGGUGGAGGAAAUCCGCAGAAACUCUCUGCUCAAAGAGGAUGAGAAUCAGACUUCUCGUCGAGGGGGCACCACUACAGUCUGGGACAGCGGCAUUGGAGGACUCUCCUCUACAAGUAACCUUGCCACCCAGCUUGAUGACACCAACAGUGUUUGCCUGGAGCCUGACAGCCUUUCACACAGUGGAGGAGAUGAUCUGGAGGAAGGGGUGCAGUUUUCUAUCUGGGUGUCCUUCUACGAGAUCUACAAUGAGUUCCUGUAUGACCUACUGGAUGCUUCGCCCUCCCUGCAGCCCAGAAAAAGGGUUACACUGCGGCUUAGUGACGACAAGCAGGGCAACCCAUAUGUGAAAGACCUCGCCUGGAUCCAGGUCCGCAGUGCAGAGGAAGCUUGGAAGAUUCUGAGGGCUGGACGUCGUAACCAGAGCUUCGCCAGCACUCACCUCAACCAAAACUCCAGCCGCAGGUAGGAGCACAUUCAACUUUUUACCGUGUCUUGCACUUUCUCCUUUUUUAGACUGACUGUGUGUGAUCUUGCUGGGUCUGAACGCUGUAAAGAGCAGCGUAAUGGUGAGAGGAUGAAGGAGGCCAACAACAUCAACACCUCGCUUUUAACACUGGGACGCUGUAUUGCUGCUUUGAGGCACAACCAGAACAACAAAUCGCGACCCCCUCAAGUGGUGCCCUUCAGGGACAGUAAACUAACCCGGGUCCUGCAGGGUUUCUUCUGUGGCCAAGGAACCUCCAGCAUGGUGGUCAACAUCAACCCGUGUGCCUCCAUCUAUGACGAGACCCUCCAAGUCCUCAAAUUCUCAGCUAUUGCUACUCAACUGGUCCAUGGCCCGUCCACAAAGACCAGAGUGGCCUACAUCCUGUCCCUACUGCGCGAGCCAACAGCAAACGGUAACGAAAGCACAGUGACUGAAGACGAAGAGGAUGAGAGUGAUAUUGAAGACGGAGAUAUCACCAUGUUAAAUACUGAGGCUUUGCUGCAGGCCAUUGAUGUCCUGAAGAGAGAGGUCCAGCGCCAGCGGGAAGAGAAAGAGGUCCUUGAGGCAAAUGUGAGAGAGCAGGUGGUCUCUGAGAUGAUGGAGGUCAUCUCUGGGAUGCAAGAUGGCUUCAGUGAGACCUUGGAGGCAGAAAGAGCUCUAAUCGAAGAGAGAUACGAAGACAAGAUAACCAACUUGCAAAAACAUUUGAAGAAAUUCUACAGCCAGGAGCUGAAGGAGCGUGAUCAGGAGAUUGAAGCUUUGGCCGCUGCCCUGGAAAAAAACAAGGCAGGUGAUUCGGUCCUACAUGGAGACUCUGACGGGCCUCGCCGGUCUCAGCGCCUCGCUACUCAGGCAGAAUUUGGCAGUCUGCAAGUGGAGCUCAACCAGUGUCGCGCUGAGCUGCUCACCAAGACACAAGAGCUGACAAAGCUGAAGAUGCAGCUGGAAGUCCCGGGUCCAACAGGCACCCACACUGGUGCUGUUGACCGCAAGCUGGAGGACGGCCAACGGAACCUGCGCCAGCUGCGCCUGGAUUUGCAGAGGCUCGGUGUGGACCUGCAGUCUGGUGAACGAGCCUGCUGUCGCAACACGGGAGGGGAGAGGCUGCGGCAGGCACUAACAGCUGCAGAUGAGAAACUAGCCAAACAGGACCAGAUCCUAUUGGACCUCCAGAAUGGCCUGAUGCUUGUAAAGGCUGACUUAAGGCGGAAAGCGGAGACCCUGGCCCAGACACAGGCCUUCCAGCCCCAGCUUCCCCCCUCAGGCUCUGUUGCCUCCGGCACACCAGGCUCCUGCAAGAAAAGGGGCUGUGGGGCCGCUGCACCAAGCGACACAGAGAACCGCCCUCCAAAUAAACGGCCCUUUUUCCCAUCUCUGUUCCCGACGCGUACGCCAACACGUAAAAACAUUCGCGAAGAAGCAAAUGUUACCCCUUACUCACGGAUCUUGCGGUCUCGCCAGCAGUCUCCACCUCCCAGCCCUGUCCCCACCCCACGUAGUCUCAGGGGGAAGUACUGAGCUUUUUGGAGCGUGUCUCCUCUUCAAUAUUAUGCACAAAAAAAGGUUUUAUUUGCCGGUAACUUUAUAGUAUUUUUAUAUUGCUUUGUAUAUAUUCACUUUUUUUUUUUUGCAGUGCAAUUAACUCACUGUUGUCAUGCCAAAUACAUGUAUGAUGUUCAUGCCUGUAAAACUGUUAUGCUUUAAAGGGUAGUUGACUACUAAGGGCAUUGAGGUGAUCUUGAGCAGUAACGUAAUCAGUGGCUAAUAGCUAUGGUCUGUAUGGGAAGAAUAGUGCAUGUGUGUGUAUACACCCUUCUCUUCUGCUGUAAAUACUUUUCUACAAUAAAAUCCAUAGAAACAUUGGUUUGAGUAGUCUAAGCACUACAGCAAAAUUUUCAAGUACUGUACACCAUGAAAGUAAUUUAACAAGUAUGCUUUAAACUAUUUAAAUUUACAGGCAUAACUGCAAGUCAAAACAUGUCUGUGUGCUGUCUUUGUUCUACCCUUGUGCAGUUCAAGGUGUACCUUCUUUACUCUGAUGGAGCUGUGUGUUUUUGUUCCACUGUUAAACUAGCCUUGAAUUAUACCAAAUCUGCAUGUGUAUUAAAUCUAUUUAAAAACCUUA